GUUUAGUUCAUACAACCAAACUGCACACCAAUUCUUCAAAUUUAUAAAAUUUUUGAAAGUUAUGGUAAAUUAUUUUAUAGCGAAGUAUUUAUUCAGGAUGGUAGUAUAGAAUUAAAACUCUAACUCCGUGACAUUUGUUAUUGGCCAUCACAUGGCACAAACGCUAACUGUGAGCGCGCAGCGCUGCACAUAAUUGCUUCUGUUAACCAGAGAGCGCUACAUUUAAUAUGUUUUACGUCUCAUCUUUGUCUCUACUAUAUUUAUCCUUUCAAACGGUGACAGUGCGGUCUUAAAGCAGAUCAAAAGGGGGAAAUGAGCAGCUUCGUCUCGAUUAGUGGAGUGGAACCACAACAGCAUCGUGCAGCGUGAUUUGAUGCUCACAUGAAGCCACUGCCAGUUACAUAGAAACUACGGCAUAUUCACAGAAACUCUAUUUAUACGUGCUCCACGUUUGAUUUGAUUCAAAUCUGUGUUGUUACCGGUUACAGCGGCUUCUCACUUUAAACAGGUGUCUCCCUGCCCUGGAUUUAUGACGUUUUUAGUCUUGUUGGAGUUCAUUGGAUGACAAUGAAAGUCCACAAGGUUUCUCCUCGGUCGCAAAACUCCACAAAACGCCAUGGCAAGAAUAAAUGGCGCAAAAUGAUACACAGACGGGACUCAUUGCUCCUAAAUACAAGUCCUGGGACUGCAAAGUUGGCGCAACAGAUAACCAAAAGGGAGAAACCUGCAUUAAAACAGUUGAAGAAGUUGUAUACGAAGCCUAUCCCUGAAGACCGUUUUCCUGAGGAGAGAAAGGAAAAGGCCACUUCUGUGACUUUUGCUCAUGUCCAUACAAAUGGAGGCACUGAACUGGAUGACAGCAGCAGUUCAGUGGACUCUCAAGAAUGGAGUGAAUAUGCCAAUAGUGUUCUUAAGAAUGGCAUGGAGAGUUCAACCUCACCUAAAACAGACCAGAUGGAGGAGGACGGUCUUCAAUUCCAUGCCCACUUUGAUCAUACCCACAACCGUGCUGUUUUAGUCAUGAAACAAGGCCAGGUCUUGUGUUUCCGUGGGAAGUGCCUGCUCACUUGCCUCUAUGGUCACGUAGAGGUGCUGGGCUUCACCAUCGAGGAGGGCCAACAGCCUUACCCCCUGUUCUCACCACCGUCUCACUGCCCUCUCACCAUCACGGCCUUAGGAAACAACCCCCCCUCCGGCAAGAACAAGAAAGAGGGGCUGCUGGAAGCAAAAGCCAUUGUUCGCAAAUAUUUCUCUUCAGAGCCAAGUAAAAAGCUCAUGAGUGAGGUGGAUUCUGACUCCUGCGUGGUGCUUCUGGAGCCUCUGGACACGCCGCUCACCCGCUUCCUCACCAGCUUCUCAGAGCUCUCGGAGAUCUUUGGCCUCAACUCCAAGGAGCUGAAGUCUCAGGCUGCCGUCUAUAGCCCUGUUCUGUCAGCUGUGGGUGUAACAGCUCUGCGUGGACCUUGUGCACAGGGUCUGGUGCUGUCACGUAGCUACAGAGAAGCUAUAAGCGGUUUGCUCAGUGCCUGGGCAGGGGAAUUUGUCCGCUGUCCCAUAAUUCUUGUGUGUGGGGGGAAGUCUUCUGGCAAAUCCACCCUCAAUCGACACCUUAUUAACAGCCUGCUCAAUCACACUGCAAGUGUAGAGUAUUUGGAGUGUGAUCUAGGCCAGACUGAGUUCACCCCUCCCGGAUGUCUUUCCUUGAACACAGUUACAGAACCACUGCUGGGGCCUCCUUUCACACACCUGCGUGACCCAGAGCACAUGGUGUAUUAUGGUCAGGCAGAUUGUCAGGCUGACAUCGAUCGGUAUCUGGAGUCUCUCAAAUCCCUCUGGCGUCAUGUCAGUGGAGAAAGUCCUGUCAUCAUCAAUACUAUGGGCUGGAUCAGAGGUCAUGGCUUUCAGAUACUGGUCGACCUCAUUCGCCUGUUUUCUGUUAACCUGCUGUUGCAUUACAAAUAUUCAUUAUACAUCAAUGCAGGAUUAUACAAUCUUCCUUAAAAUGUAAUUUGCCUGCUGUUGUGUUUUUAAGGUGUUCUGAGAGGGGUAGACAUGGCACGUGGUUUGUACUUUCUGGUUACUCCAGUGUCCCCCUCUGUCCUGAGGCAUGUGAACUGUCUCCUGCUGGGAGAGAUCACUCUGCCUAAAAUAUUGCUCACCAAGCAGCAUGGAGUUGAAGGAGAUUUCCCUUACGUUACCACAGACUACAGUUUUGAAGUCCAAGGGGCAGGAAAGCUUCACAUCUACAAGGGAUUGGCAAGGCCUGGUUUUAUAAAGUCAAAUAACUAAGCUCUUCUGUAUGGACUCUGCUUUCUGUGAACGACAUUUGUAUCCUUGUAUUUGUUAUAUACCCUAAAUAUUGAGGUAAAAUUUGCCAUUGAAUGUACAAAUCCACACAAGUUUUUUGGUCUGUAUACUGUGGAGAGAUGGAGUGUAUGAGUUCAUAUGCUGUUUCUUUAUCUCUUGUUGAAUGGCUCCAUGUUUAAGAUCCAUAUGGAAAACUCUUCCUCAUGUUUUGAUUUGCUGUACUGUUACAGUUUGUCAACAUGUCUAUUAAGAGUCUUUAUUUUCUUUUACCAAGUCACAUUCCCAAACUAAGAUAAUGCAGACUGUAAAAUAUUAAAGUGGGUUUC
Sinocyclocheilus anshuiensis is the source of this 2633-nucleotide messenger RNA. RefSeq names its product polynucleotide 5'-hydroxyl-kinase NOL9-like. The record is from RefSeq and is a predicted model, not a curated record. Lineage: Eukaryota; Metazoa; Chordata; Actinopteri; Cypriniformes; Cyprinidae. Bases 562 to 2001 code for a protein of 479 amino acids. The transcript has 10 exons. Gene Ontology annotation, cellular component: nucleus. Gene Ontology annotation, biological process: cleavage in ITS2 between 5.8S rRNA and LSU-rRNA of tricistronic rRNA transcript (SSU-rRNA, 5.8S rRNA, LSU-rRNA). Gene Ontology annotation, molecular function: polynucleotide 5'-hydroxyl-kinase activity.